UAUUAUUAGACCCUUUCUCUUAGAGCCAAGAGGUUUAAGUUAUAACAUUACUUGAAGAGAUUACCAAUUGAUAGAAAAAAUAUGAAGUUCCAUUUGGUGCUAGUUGUUCUAAUAGGCACCAUAUUUGGAAUUGGGCUUGAAGGGUGCCAAUGCAAGGUUGUGCAGUUCAUUUUUGGAGACUCCCUCUCGGAUGUUGGAAAUAACAAGUACCUCUCUAAGAGCCUUGCUCAGGCAAGUUUACCUUGGUAUGGUAUUGAUUUGGGUAAUGGUCUACCUAAUGGUAGGUUCUCAAAUGGUCGCACGGUUGCUGAUAUAAUAGGUGACAAUAUGGGCCUUCCGAGGCCUCCAGCAUUCCUUGAUCCUUCUCUAUCUGAAGAUGUUAUAUUGGAAAAUGGAGUGAAUUAUGCUUCUGGGGGUGGAGGCAUCUUGAAUGAAACUGGCAGUUAUUUUAUUCAAAGGUUUUCUCUCUACAAGCAAAUUGAGCUGUUUCAGGGGACACAAGAACUGAUUAGAAGCAGAAUUGGGAAAGAGGAGGCAGAAACGUUUUUCCAGGAAGCUCAUUAUGUUGUUGCUUUAGGCAGCAAUGACUUCAUCAACAACUACUUGAUGCCUGUUUACAGUGAUUCGUGGACAUAUAACGAUCAAACCUUCAUAGACUACUUGAUAGGAACUCUACGAGAACAAUUGAAGCUACUGCAUGGUCUAGGAGCAAGGCAGUUGAUGGUGUUUGGGCUGGGCCCAAUGGGAUGCAUUCCACUUCAAAGGGUGCUUAGUACAUCUGGGGAAUGUCAAGAUAGAACAAACAAUCUUGCUAUUAGCUUUAAUAAGGCUACAACCAAGUUAGUAGUUGACUUGGGAAAGCAACUUCCCAAUUCAAGCUAUAGAUUUGGAGAUGCAUAUGACGUUGUUAAUGAUGUGAUUAGCAACCCGAAUAAAUAUGGGUUUCAAAACUCAGACUCACCCUGUUGCUCCUUUGGAAAUAUUCGACCGGCUCUUACAUGUAUACCUGCAUCAAAACUGUGCAAAGAUAGAAGCAAGUACGUUUUUUGGGACGAGUAUCAUCCCUCAGACAGAGCUAAUGAGCUAAUUGCCAAUGAGCUCAUCAAGAAAUUUGGGUUUGUGCGUGUUGAUCAAACAACACCUCCUUCACCAUCACCCGCUCUUGCUCCAUCUUCAGACGAUUAAUCAUGCAUGUGAAGGUGGGUCAGCCUGUUUAAUCCACCAACCCAUAAUGGGUUGGGUCAAGCCAUAAAUUGUUAGGACUCAACAAAAAAAUGGGUCAAGUUGGGCCAACCCGUUUAUAAGGUGGGUUGGGCCCAACAAUUUGGGUUGACCUGUUUUUGAUAGCAUUAGCGAGAAUACAUGACCCCAAGUUGUUCUCAACAAUAUCCUUGACUCCGUGGAGAACGGUGUUGCCAAUGUGACAACAUUGGUUGUAGAGCAUGAUGUGGUUGACCGUCAACUUGAGUCUCAAGAGCUUGGAUACAUAGUGAUUGUGGUCGAGAACGGUGUCAACGCAUGAAGUGGUGUGUAUUACGAAUUAUUCAAUCUGUAAUACAUUUAUUUAUAUUAUGAAUUGCUUA
Messenger RNA from Glycine soja, 1583 nucleotides. Its product is annotated as GDSL esterase/lipase At1g74460-like. The coding region runs from base 82 to 1185 and encodes 367 amino acids. NCBI's taxonomy places the organism in Eukaryota, Viridiplantae, Streptophyta, Magnoliopsida, Fabales, Fabaceae. The transcript is spliced from 6 exons. The record is from RefSeq and is a predicted model, not a curated record. Gene Ontology annotation, molecular function: hydrolase activity, acting on ester bonds.